Ectocarpus siliculosus is the source of this 2451-nucleotide messenger RNA. NCBI's taxonomy places the organism in Eukaryota, Phaeophyceae, Ectocarpales, Ectocarpaceae. The record is from the annotation of a GenBank genome assembly.
AUGGAGGGAAAGGAUGCGGAUGACGAGACCUUCGGGGGAAGACGGGACGGCGGCGAGCAGGAGAGGGGCGACAACAGCAACGCUUCGAUGAUGAUGGCUGCUGGGGGGCUGAACGACAAUCUUCCGGAUUUCUUCAACGACAAGGGCACCUCUGGAGACCAGGAGUUUUCAAGUCUCAUGCAAGACUUAGCGGACGCGGGGGCCGACAGCGCCGCGGGCGGCCUCUUCGACAGCGCCGGAGACAUCACCAACACCGACGGCCUGCCCGACUUCUUCCAAACCGGCGGCGGCGGCGGCAGCGGCGGCGGUGGUAAUAGAGGGGGGUUGGACUCGCCGAGCAAUCUCUUCGACCCGCUGGCGGACUUCGACCUUGGGGGAAAAGGCGGCCCCGGGCAGGGAAACGGUGAUGCCGGGAAUGCUUUGUUGGCGAGCUUGGGGCUGCCGGCAGCCGGAGCGGGGGGAGGGGGGGAAGGGACGGAGACGGCGGCAGCGGCGGCGUCUGUCGGCGGCGCGGAUCAGUCGGAGUGGGCGCUCAUGCAGAAGCAGUUCGAGGACAUGAACAAGAGCUUCCUGCAAGACUAUCACCACAUCGAAGAAGACGACCAACCCGAGACUUUGGACACGGCAAACGACGACGGAGAACAGGCGGCCUUUGCCACCAUGAGGCAACUCUCGCUGGACGACGUCGAGCCCGGGUUUCCAUCAGAGGUGGCGUCGCUCUCGGCGGCGGCAGGGUCUCCCAACACCCCGCGGCAGCAGGAGGAGGUGCAGCAGCCGGUGCCACAGCAGGGACAGCAGCAGCAGUCCCCCCCGGCGACCCCGCUGCCUCCUCCGCCCGCCGCACCAGCGGCCGCCGCGACCCCGGCGUCGCCGAUGCGGACGGGGAUGAGCAUGCUCCCGCCGGGGGCGAAGACCUUAGAGGAGCUCGAGGCGGAGUUCGCCGUUAUCAGCAUUACCCCGGCGGCCAGUUCUCCACCCCGCUCGGAGAGAAUGGCCUCCUGUGCUUCGCUUGAGAACGGCGGCGGCAGCAGCAGCAACGCGAACGGCUCCGCCGCCGGUGUCCCUGCUGCAGCUCGAGGGGGGAGCCCACUUGCGGUGGUGCCAUGCGCCGCUAAUGAGAGCCACGCCGUGAGAGAGGAAACAAGGGCAGAGACAGCAGCAGCCGCCGCCACCGCAGCGGGAGGGCAGCGGGGGCGGCGGUGGAGGCGUUAUGCACAACCCACCGCCACCGCCUCAGUUCCCGGCGCGGGGGCCGCAGCCCCAGGUGCUUCACCCGGCCAUGCUGAUGCAACAUCAGCAGCAGCAGCAUCAGCGAAAGCAAGGGUUGACGUUGCCCCCCGGGCAGGGGAAGCCGGAUGCGCGGCCGCCGCCGCCGCCGAUCGGGAUCUUCCCGCGGGGGGAGCUGAUGACGGCAUACGACACCAGGCCGCGGCCCCUCCGAUGCCUAUGCCGCUCCCGGUGUGGCAGGAGACGAAGGAGAUCGCCAAGAAGGUGAAGGAAGAUGAGGCGGACGCCGUGAAGAAGCGCAUCCGGCAGUGGGAAAGCGCGAACCGAGUUCUGGGCCACCAAGCGCGCUCGGACGUCCACAGACCUAGGGCUCUACUCGCCCUGUCAGGGGGAGAAGCCGGAGGGGAGGCAACCCCGGCGGAAGGGGGCGAGGUGUUGGUCUCGGAAGGGGCGCCUUUCGAGACGCACCUGUGGCGGGCUCGGCUGGCGAUCCAGCGGGCCACCAACGCCAUGCUGGCGGCGUUUGAGCUGAACUACCUCCUGCACCUUGCUACCACGCCUCCGGAAAAGAGAGCCGAGGUCGCCGGGCGCCUGGGAGACGUGAUCGUUGACCUCGCCGUAUCGCUUGGCCUCCAGCGGUCCACCAUCCUGCAGCAGGCAGAAGGCAAACCCGCGCCGGACGCGUCGACGCUGGAAGCCUCCCUCGACCUCCGGGUGCUCUCCACCGUGCUGGAGCUGACCAAGGGCCAGAAGCUCCUGUCGCGGUGCCUGGCCAUGCUCCCCCCGAGCCAGCGGUCGGCCCUGGUGCCCAGCGUGCUGGCGUUGACGCUGGCUCGUGCUCCAGCGGCUAGCCUUCGGAAUGCUCCGAGCGAACAGGUGAAAGCCGACGCGAUCAGAGCGGAAGAGGCCCUGGCGUCGGAGCUGAAGAACAUCCUGCAGUCCCCGGCGUCCCUCCCGCUGCCCAUCCUGCGGCGGUGCAUCGAGCUCGUCAUGACGGCGCACCGCGGCCGGGGCACCCUCGCGGGAGCCCUCGGCAGCGUGUCCCGGGCCGAGGUGCUCGGCGCCGUGCUCCAGAAAGGGGGCGAGCUCAGCGAGGCGGAGGGGGGCGAGGCGGCGGCGGACUGGGCGGCGCUGCAGACGGAGUUCAUCGCGAUGGCGAAGGAAGGGGCGGACGCUGCUGCUGCUGCUGCUGCGACGGCGGCACCGGCGCAGAAAAAGGAGUGA